Dryobates pubescens (Downy woodpecker) is the source of this 969-nucleotide messenger RNA. It is a transcript of the gene TSSK2, whose product is annotated as testis specific serine kinase 2. The record is from RefSeq and is a predicted model, not a curated record. The coding region runs from base 1 to 969 and encodes 322 amino acids. Gene Ontology annotation, cellular component: cytoplasm. Gene Ontology annotation, biological process: intracellular signal transduction; microtubule cytoskeleton organization; protein phosphorylation. The transcript has a single exon. NCBI's taxonomy places the organism in Eukaryota, Metazoa, Chordata, Aves, Piciformes, Picidae. Gene Ontology annotation, molecular function: protein serine/threonine kinase activity; tau-protein kinase activity; ATP binding.
AUGGGUGAUGCGGCAGUGCUCCGCAAGAGAGGCUACGUCCUGAGCGGCACCAUCGGGGAGGGCUCUUACGGCAAGGUGAAGGCUGCCUACUGCCAGCGGCUGCGGCGCACCGUGGCCGUCAAGGUCAUCAACAAGAAGCGCAUCCCCUGCGACUUCCUGCAGCGGUUCCUGCCCAGGGAGAUCGAGGCCCUGCGGCGCCUCAGCCACCCCUCCAUCGUCAAGACCUACGAGAUCUUCGAGGCCUCGUCUGGGAAGGUGUUCAUCGUGAUGGAGCUGGGGGAGAGGGGAGACCUCCUCAACUACAUCCGGGCCACGGGCGCCAUGAAGGAGGACGUCGCCUGCGUCGCCUUCCAGCAGCUGGCUUCUGCCAUCAAGUAUUGCCACGACCUGGAGCUCGCCCACAGGGACCUGAAAUGUGAGAACAUCCUUCUCAGCAAGGACCUCAGCGUCAAGCUGGCAGACUUUGGCUUCUCUAAACCCUUGUCUCGGGGCGACGACGGAAAACUCAUCCUCAGCCAAACCUUCUGCGGCUCCGCCGCCUACGCGGCUCCCGAGGUGCUGGAGGGCAUCCCUUACGACCCCAGGGCGUCCGACAUCUGGAGCCUGGGCGUCAUCCUGUACACCAUGGUCUAUGCCCUGAUGCCCUUCGACGACUCCAACGUCAGGAAGAUGAUCUUCCUCCAGAAGCAGCACCGGAUCCCCUUCCCCGAACCACGGGGCCGGACCGCGGAGUUCGAGGACCUCGUUUCCCGCCUGCUGCAGCCCAACGUGUCUGAGAGGCUGUGCAUAGAUGAAGUUUUGAAACACUCGUGGCUGCAGACUCCAAAACCUGCCAUCCCUUCCCCUCUCCCAGCUGCAGAGGAGGGGGAGUGUUCCCAAAACCCACGAGAAGGGAAGUCUGAGCACCAGCAGCAAAGCAAAUUGCAUUCAGCAGAAGGAGAAGGAGAGAAGGAAGUGGAAGGCUCCUAA